Messenger RNA from Pleurotus ostreatus (oyster mushroom), 924 nucleotides. RefSeq lists its product as uncharacterized. Bases 1 to 924 code for a protein of 307 amino acids. NCBI's taxonomy places the organism in Eukaryota, Fungi, Basidiomycota, Agaricomycetes, Agaricales, Pleurotaceae. The record is from RefSeq and is a predicted model, not a curated record. The transcript is spliced from 8 exons.
AUGUUCGAGAAAAGUACGACCCAAGUCGGGCUGGAGAAUGUUCCCAAAGCGCUGAAAAGCGCGACCAUGCGCAUGAAAUUCCCUCCUUCGUAUGUCAUUGUUGGUGUAUACAGGCUCUGCACCGACAAGUUGCUGUACAAGCCUGCAUGGGACAAAUGCCGACAUGGUGCGCGACGGGGCAUGAUUGCUGGCCUUAUCUGGGCUAUAAUGACAUAUAGAGUACAGAAGAAGUUCAUUGAACUCUUUCUGUCAAACUCUCCAAGGAUAGCUGGACUGUCUAAUGACACGAUAUUCGGAUUCAAACCGCCAUUCAGUAUUCAUUCAUAUGCGGCGAUGUUAUUUGUGGCCUCUCAGGUUGAGAUGAUCCUGACUUUCUUCCUGUCUCGCAACAUGCGCAUCGCGCGUGACAGAGCCUGGGCACAGACCGUCGAAUCGCGGGGGAAAGGCCCGGAGUUCUGGCAGCCUUACGUGGAAGAAUGGAGUGUCCCCCCUCGUGUUCUUGUCGAUACUCCGUGGUCAAGGUUCGCGAAGAAGUACUUGGGAGGACCCCUUGCAGUGUUUUUCGUAAAGAAAGUUUUGCUUCUCCCGUUCGACCUGUAUCCCUUCAUUGGUAUCAUUAUCUCGUCUUGGCUGAAAGCUCUCAGCACGGCUCAUGUCCUCCAUCGUCGUUAUUUCGAAGCCAAGAAAAUGACGGACACCCAAGUUGCCACAUUUAUGCAAGAGCGCAAAUGGGAUUACCGAAUCUUCGGUUUCACAGCUGCCUUAUUGGAAGGGCUGCCCAUUAUAGGGCUUAUUUUCCAGGUUUCCAAUCGAGUGGGUGCUGCUAUGUGGGCGCACGACCUCGAGAAGCACCAACACUACGUUAGGGAAGAGAUCACGAAGGGUACAUGGGUAGGGCCAGCUGCUCGGCCCAAGCUGGAGUAA